Molecule: messenger RNA, 675 nt
Organism: Adineta ricciae
Lineage: Eukaryota; Metazoa; Rotifera; Eurotatoria; Adinetida; Adinetidae
Source: the annotation of a GenBank genome assembly
AUGACAACAAUUCGUUUAUUUCCUGUUCAUCAAACAUCUUUAUGUAUGACAAAUACUUCGGUAUUCUAUUAUUUGUACCAUUUUGGGUUGAGAACUAGAAUAAGUUGGUUGUUUACCUGGUUUCUUCGAUUACAGUUUCUGCACUUCGUGGCAGUAGUAACGUCAUUUUCUUGCGCUCUCUGGCCACAGACAAUACGUACAUCAGUAUCGGACUUUGAACCACAAUUAACAUUCACAAUUAAUGGCUCAUCAGUGGUGUAUUCAUCGCAUGAAUCGGCUGUUGCUAGACGAUGUUUUUUAUCACUAACAGUUCCUAUCAAAAUUAAGAAUUACAUGGAUAUGAUUUUUUUCAAUGUCCUUCUAUGUGUUGCCUAUUUCAACUUAAUUAUGUGUGUUCAGCAGAGUUCCAUUCACACUCCUCCGAAAUCACUUGGAAAUCCCUAUCGAUGGUUUUGUUGGGGUCGACGAAUACUCGUCCUCUUUCUUAGCUCUUCGAUUUUAAAUCAAGUUGUGUGUGCAACUGCAUGUCGACCAGUGGAAAUCUUCUACGAUCCACGACAUAUAUUCAUGUUUAGUGUACAUCUCUUCAACUUUUUCGUCUGCACUGGUUUCUCGUUUUUCCUCGGCGUUAAAUUUACAUCAAUCAGACCUGAGCAUCGACGGUCAACAAGUUGA